Agelaius phoeniceus (red-winged blackbird) is the source of this 2042-nucleotide messenger RNA. Lineage: Eukaryota; Metazoa; Chordata; Aves; Passeriformes; Icteridae. The record is from RefSeq and is a predicted model, not a curated record.
GGGCCGGGUUGGUUCGUUGGUUCGUGUCCGCAGCCUUGCGGUUCAAGGAGGAGCGUUGUAGCCCCGCGGCGGCUCUGCCGUGGGUGGAAGGGGCGGGGAAAGCUCGGCUCCAGCGGGAGAGUGGAGCAUCUCUCGUAGGAGGAAAGGCUGGGGGAGCUGGGUCUGAUCAGCUUCGAGAAGAGACGGCUGAGAGGAGACCUCACUCAUGAGUAUAAGUAUCUAAAAGAAGAGUGCCGAAAGGAUGGACCAGCCUGUGCCCACUGGUGCAGAAUUAUAGGACAGGAGGCAAUGGGCAGAAACUGAUGCAUAGAAGUUCCCCCUGACUAUAAAGAAGAACUUCUUUACUGUGCCGUGGCUGCACAUGGAGUAGGUUGCCGAGAGUGGUUGAGGAGUGUCCCUCAGUGGGGAUAUUCCAGAACCAUUUGGAUGCCAUCCUGUGCCAUGUGUUCUAGUAUGACCCUUCUUGAGCAGGGAGCUGGAGCUAGAUGACCCCCCGUGGUCCCACUGAACCUCCCCCAUCCUGGGAUUUUGUGAGCCCCUGAAGAGCUGAAGGGAAAAUAAUCAGGAGGCUGAUGAAAAAGCACCAGCUGUUCAUGCUGUUGAGAUGUCCUGUAUUCCAUUGUUAACGGAACCAGCAUGUUCCUGCUCUGAGGUACAGGGAGCCACAAAAACAAGGAAUAAUGAUGCUACUUCCAGAUUUUUGGUUCCUCUUUCUGACAAUAAUGAAAGCAAAGAGUCAAAAUCUAUUCAAAGAAAGAGAGUGCUUCCAUCUUGGAUGCUGGAAAGAGAUCUUCUGGUGCGGAGGGUUUCCAAGCCUGUUACGACGGGAGGUAGUAGAAAGAAAAAAGGCCAAGGAAGGGGAGAAGAUCUUACAGAGUCAUUAAAAUCAGAAUUACAUGUACAGCAGAAAAAAAGAUUACCUUCUGAAGAAACUAUAGAGGAUUUUGAAGGUGGAGAGCAAGAUCAAGGGAAAAGGAGCUGCCUUGCAAUCCCUGUUCCUUUAUCUCAGAAUACAUCUGGAUUUCCUCUUGAAACUACCAUGAGAGAUAUGGAAGCAAGUGGCAAGACUGAAACAACAAACCCUGGAAAUUCUCUGGAAAAAAAUGAUAGGCAGCUGCAUAGCAAAUGGUCUAAAAGAGAAGGUCAGAUCUCCAUUAAAGACAACAGAAUUGAGGAAACAGAAAACAAAGAGCACAUUGCUGGCUCUACAAGCCGACAAGCUCACUGGGGCAGGACUUCCCAAUAUCUUGGUGCUCAGGAAAGGAUUCUUGAGCCUGAUGCAAAUCUGGACUACAACCCUGAGAUUUCUGAUUCAGCUAGAAGUGCAGAUGCUUCAGAAAGCUCCAAACCGAUGCACCAUAAGAGGACACCUUGCAAGUAUGGAAGUGGCUGUUACAGGAAGAAUCCCAUUCACUUCCAGCAGUUCAGUCAUCCUAAUGAUGAUGACUAUCACAACAUGGAGAUGGUGGCUCAGGACGAUGACAGCCGGCCUGAGUGUCCAUAUGGAACAGCUUGUUAUAGGAAGAACCCCCAGCACAAACUGGAAUACAAGCACAGUGCACCUCCAGUAACUGGAAGAGGAACACGACAACGAGCUUCAAGCAAUGGAAAAAGGGCUGUGAAGAAGGAUGGUGUCAAUGAUGGUGAAGCCAAUGAAUAUGACCUCAAUGACCACUUUAUAGAUGAGGAGGAGGAGGAGGAGGAGUGCGAACCUACUGAUGAAGACUCAGACUGGGAACCAAGUUCAGAAGAAAAGGAUAAUGAAGAUGUUGACACACUUGUGCAAGAAACAUGUAGAUUUGUUAGGAUCAAGAAAUAGCUGCUGAGAACAGCCUUAUAAAUGUCCAGUGCGGUUAUGUUAAAACAUGGUUGCACAGAGGAGAGGAAGUGGUUUGAAAAUUUUUGUCUCCAUGAUGUAGGCAGUACAGGAAGAUAAUAAUAGGGGUGAGGGGAUUCUGCAAUGCCUUUCUUAUCCGUAUGUAUUAUUUUGAGGAUAGUGUGGUGUUUGGUUUUUUGUUUUAUUAAGUUGUGGACCCAGAGGA